This is a messenger RNA of Colletotrichum navitas, 2699 nucleotides long. RefSeq lists its product as uncharacterized. Lineage: Eukaryota; Fungi; Ascomycota; Sordariomycetes; Glomerellales; Glomerellaceae. Gene Ontology annotation, molecular function: zinc ion binding. The transcript has 6 exons. The coding region runs from base 142 to 2523 and encodes 793 amino acids. The record is from RefSeq and is a predicted model, not a curated record.
CUCGACCGUAUUCCAUUGCUCCUUCUGGGAUCACUCAAUCUAUUCUCUCGGCUCAUGCACAAUCUUCUCUCUCACCUCAUGAGCUGUUCUCCCAUCCCAAUCUCAGGUACUACCGAGAAACUCUAGCAAGCGCGGUCUGCAAUGGACAACCGAGAUGGGAACGAGCCUCCGGCUCCCCCCCUUUUGACGAUAUCUUCGCUUGCUCAUAGCUGCCACGCCGCUUUUUCCAAACUGUGUCAAGACCUCCUUCUCCCAUCAAACGAGUACCAUGGCUUGGAGCCCGAGGCAACUGACCAGGCUGGCCGCUUCAACGUAUGGGCCUUGAACAUUGGCGCCCUGCAGAGUCCACAGUCUUCAAGCUCGCUUGACUCGAGACUGAAGAAAGCUGAGCGCAUGAGAACCAACGUGGUCUCGGGUCUUCAACGUCUGGAGGUUGCUCUGAAGAGAGCUAACGAGAUCGCGCUGGGUAACAUACCUAACAGGACAACCAGCCCAGCUACUACUGAAGAAAUCAUCAAGUACUCGGUGGGAACCGUGGUUAGAAGUAUUGAUGAAAGGGAUCACGGCUUCACCACGGAAAUCAACGAAUUAUUCAGCAACAUUCAAUCAUGCAUCACGUAUCUGUUUACUCUCUCUACACUGCUUCGUCGAAGUCAUCCUCGUGGACGCACUUCGCAGCAGGGGCCCCAAAGCUCGCAGUCGGAUCCCGGGCCCUUCGUCACCAAUGCAAAGGACAAGUUUCCGAAACUCAAGCAGCAUCCCUGGUUAGCAGAAAGGAUAGGGCAACGAACUGCUCGCCAAAUGGAAUAUAUUCGAUAUCGACAGAACCAUCGUACGAAGCUGGCUCGUGUUGACGACACCCCCAUACCAGACGAGCUUGCUGAACGAGCUACGACAAAAGCGACUUCUUUCCAUGACACCAUUGCUGUAUCCGACAGCAUCAAACAACCUGUUUCGGGCUCUUCUCGAGAGGAAAGUAUAUACACUGUGGCCACGUCCUUCGCCCAAACAGCUGUUGGAGAGACUUACUCAGGCCGGAUUAUCCCACAGCUGACAGACAUGUGGCUGGACGGACGACAGCUCCGUUACGGUGAACCCGUGGAAUGCCCUUAUUGUCGCACAAUUCAAAUCAUCAAGAAUCGAUACCAUUGGAAACACCACGUAUAUCGCGACCUCCAGACCUACGUUUGCUCGUUCGAGCAUUGUUCAGAGGGGCCAUUCCAGACUUCCCACGAAUGGUUUCAGCACGAAAUCGACAAACACAGACGGCAGUGGAAAUGCGUCUUGUGUCAUGCAAGGUGCAAUUCCGCCUCGGCCCUGGAAUCGCAUUUUGACUCUCAGCACCCAUCGGUCGUAUCUGCCACGCAGAGGAAGGUGAUGCUGAAGGCUUGCGAAAAGCCCCUAAACCACUUUGAUACAGAAUCUUGUCUGCUCUGCGAUAACUGGCGCCCGUCAUCAGAGACUGGCGGUAACUCUAACAACUUUCGCUCGCAUCUAGCCAAACACUACCAAGACCUCGCCUGCGAAGCGUUACCUUUAGCCAUUGAAGGCCUCGAGAUUAAAGCUGCCGACGUCAUCGAUGACGAUUCCACACCCAGCGACGACGAUGAACACAGCACGACGGGUGAGGAAAUGAACGGGUUGCCUCCCAAGGAGCCAGUUCAGUGCGAGUGGGAUGACUGCGGGAGAUGGUUCCCGCGGCUUGCCGAGUUAAACAAGCACUUUGUAAAGGAUCACCUAGAGCCCCCAGUCCCGUUCCAGGCUAUGAACGCUGUAACAUUGCUGAAGCGCCAAAUUGACAAGCAGCGCAAGUACAUGCAGGGGGCUAACGAUGUUCUCGUUGACAAUCACGGAAAGGGUCUUGACCAGGAGGGUCUUGGCAAACUGCUGAAGCUCAGUGAGGGAUACAGGCAAAGUGAGCCCGAGGUUACCGCCACCAGCUCAUCGGCCAAUUUUACCCUCGAAGAACCCUCCGAAUUCAAUCCUAUGAAUCAGGACUACACAGAUGCCAUCGAACCCCCAGGCUUCUCCUCACCAGCCUCGGCCCCCUCUCGACCGCCAGGCCCGGCGCCUCAAGUCCUCUCCAGCUCUGAGGAUUCAGAUGAGGAAUGGGAUGAAGACACGGAGGCCGAAAUCAUUCGCAGGCGACAGGAGAGGCUCAUGCGGAGGCUCCGCGGACGCAUUGGCAUGCGCACUAUCUCGGAGCGUAGUGAAUCCGACCACGAAAACUGGACGCCUGUGGAUCCUGACGCCGUCGGCUCUUUUGCCCGUAGACUUCGGCGACGAGUCGGAAACCGGCCUAAUCUCCUUUUCCAAGAACCGCCCAUUGGGGGCGCGGAAGCGGAGAGUCCACCGCUCAACCUAGCACGGGAACACAGCGACUCCGACCACGAAGACUCGAUGUCUCCCAACUCUGAGGAGACCUACACCAUUCUUCCACCAGCGAGCGGUUCCAUGCGAGCGUCUCCAUCGUCCAAUGCCAACGGCGAAGACAGUGUGGUUCAGCUCCGUUCGAGUAUGUGAGACGUUGGUCUGCCUCGGGACGAGUUGCCUGGGCUGCCCGUGACGCCUUUGACCCAAUUCGUCGAGAUUUCGAUGAGCUCCGCCAGCGCCAACAGCAGCGGCAAGCUCGAUAAACCAAACCCCCGCUGCGAGGCCUCCGGUUGCCAGAAGGCUUGCGAUCCGGGGUCCAGGCCACG